AGGCGCCGUUUGGGCCAAAAUUAAACUUUCCGCCUGAUAUAUAAUAUUCCGUACUAUAUAUAAAAUGUUGCAUGUGAUAUAAAAAAAUUGGACUUUAGGGAAAUGACGCAUUAUAAUGAGGGCGCUGGUGCACAUAGGGACUUUUAUAUUCAAACAAUCGUAUGGUGGUAACCAUUUUGCGCUUCACUAAACAAUACAACGCGCACUUCAACGAUCAGCUGUUUCGUAAUUUCGUUAGUUCGCGCCAUUCGUGUAUUGUAUUGUUCAAAUUUCUGUUUGCAAUACACUGCGUUAAUAGUUCCGUUUCAAAAGAUUUUGUAUGUGUCAAAUGUCGUAUAACUCGUAGGUACAUAAAAGUAAUUUGAGAACACCGCGUACCGCGCUCGGUUUCAAAAGAUUUGAAAUGUGGCCAGUGUGAUUACAAAACUAACAACAAAUACAAUUUUGCAAGAUAUUUAAAUGAUAGUUUGAAAAGAUUUUAACUCUGAAAGACUAAUUUUGAACUUCAUUACUCGUUUUUGUGCCACGUACAUUAAAGAUGAAUAGCUCAGGACAGAGCACUGAAUUCCGUGACCAGUUACGCUCCUCGAUUGAAAGCGCCUCUUCCAGUAGGGUUAAUAAUGCAACAGCGAGUGCAACAAGCUUACAAACAUCCACAAGAAUACCUGUCUCUUCACCUGCGGAGGAGCUACGGAGAUUAUUUCCAUCUAUAAGGGGCUCUGAUAGGGAAGUACCUAGCAGAAACCUUUCAAAUGCUGUACAGCCAGCUAAUAGGACACAAAAAAAGAAAAAAACCUAAACACAAUUCAACGGUAUUAUCAGAUUUUAAACGGGAUGUUAUACUUCUUACCAAACCAGAAUGCACGAGAACAUUAACAGGAUUGAAAAAAGGUUGGGCUUAUGCAAAUGGUUAUGGUGUAACAGCUGCAACAUUUCAGAAAAUAUGGACAGAACAAGAGAUUAUGCAUUAUAUUUCAACUUUGUUUGCAGAGAAAUUACAUGGUUGUGAUGUAAAGUUCGAAAUUUUAAUACCAUUCGGUGGAACAUUAGUGAAACCAAAUUUGGCGCAAGGAACAGUUUUAGAUGGUGCUGUUAUGUGCCAUUUAUUUGCACAAAAAACUGUUUAUGUUAGAUGUUUAUCGUCAAUUGAUGAUGAUCAUACUAGAGAUAAUGAAAUCAAUGAGAGAAGUGAUAGGGUGCAACUGUUUGUCAGUGAGAACCAUCAUUCUCUCGAAGAUGAUAUUAUUUUUUGUGAUGACACUGGGGUAGACACACAGUUUUAUCAGAGUUUUUGUGAUGAUACUGAAGGGGGCCCACAAACAAGCCCUAAGCAAACUGCUGAUUCUCCUGAUAACUUCACCAGUAUUGUAGAACAGUCCUUUGAUGAAAUAUUCGAGCAUGACACUACACUGGCCAUAGCAAGGAGUGUGGCAGAAAAAACCAUUGAAGAGACUGCGGAAGAAACGUUGCUGAGCACAUUAAAGCAGUUCCAUAACAAAAUUGAUCAGGACACAACAUUUCAAUUUAACGUCUUUAGAGAAGACAUAUUCAAUUGCUUUAUUCGUGGUGUGAGAAGAAAGCAAUUUUCUCCUUGCAAGAGAAUAUCAGUCUUAUUUACGGACAUUGACAAUGUGUCAGAAGGGGCCGUGGACAUGGGAGGACCAACUAGAGAAAUGUUCCGGUUACUCUUAAAACAUCUAAAAAAUAGCACAUUGUUUGAAGGCUCGGAACAUUCUAAAAAUAUUUCACUUUGCAGUGAACAUAUAGAUAAUCGACACUACUAUGAAGCUGGUAGAAUGAUAGUGCUAUCGUUAAUGCAUGGUGGACCUGGUCCCCAAUUUUUAUCAGAAACUUUGUUUAAUUAUAUUAGUAACGGCAUCGAAGCUACUAAACCGAGUGUUGAUGAAAUAAUGAACCCAGAAAUAAAAGAAGAAUUAGAAAAUAUUAAAAAUGCACCGAAUCUAAUAGAACUAAAACGAGCAGUAUGGAGCAGUACUUUUCUUAGCAUUGCUGGAUUUGCUAAUAUUAGCAAUUUUACUAAAAAAGAGAACAUUUUGGAAUGUGCACCAAAGCAUUACUUGAUAUACCGUACCAUGCCUGCCCUGGAACAAUUUAAGGAAGGCUUAAACAUAUUAGGAUUUUUAGAAAAAUUGAAAGUUUUUAAAGAAUUUAAAGAGUUAAUGUGCUACACCGACUCUAAACUCACUGCUAAUAAAGUUUCUUCUAUUUUCACUACAAAAUUAAGCGAAAGUGGAAGCAAUAACCGAAAUAUUGAGUGUAAAAUACUGACUUUCUGGAAUGACUAUUUAUGCGAUAGUGAAGAAAAUGAAACCCAAGCAACUCUAGAAGACGUACUAUGUUUUGCAACGGCUUCUGAAAAGGUUCCACCACUCGGUUAUGACGGACAACCCAAAUUAGAAUUUUUGCACAACGAAGACUUCCUCUGGCCAAAAGCAAAUACAUGCGUCCCAAUUUUAUAUUUGCCAGUUUCCUAUAAAAGCAAUGAAUAUGAAAAAUUUAAGAGUAAUAUGGAUUAUGCAAUAUUAAAUGGCAUGCAAUUUGGAUUUGCAUAAAAUGUUUUGUAAUAUUACCUAGUUUUCUAAGUUUCUUAUGGCCGUUUGCACUGACAAAUUUAAGUCAAGCCUACCCUAAGCGUAGCUUAAGAUCCAUGACAACAUUGUUUCAAUAACCGUUGUCAUGGAUUUUAAGCUACGCCUAAGCUAAGGCCAGCUUAAAUUUGUUGGUGCAAACGGCCAUUACUUUUAUUAAGAAUUCAAUUGUGCAAUUAUUAUUUUUAGAAUAGUAUCUAUAAUCAAUAAAUUAAGUUUACGAAAAGUAAUCCUAGUGCCUCUUAAAAAUUAAUAAAAAUUUCUCCAUAAAUUUG
Photinus pyralis (common eastern firefly) is the source of this 2884-nucleotide messenger RNA. RefSeq names its product G2/M phase-specific E3 ubiquitin-protein ligase-like. Gene Ontology annotation, molecular function: ubiquitin-protein transferase activity. The record is from RefSeq and is a predicted model, not a curated record. The transcript has 5 exons. The coding region runs from base 753 to 2573 and encodes 606 amino acids. Gene Ontology annotation, cellular component: nucleus. NCBI's taxonomy places the organism in Eukaryota, Metazoa, Arthropoda, Insecta, Coleoptera, Lampyridae.